Molecule: messenger RNA, 2656 nt
Organism: Chara braunii
Lineage: Eukaryota; Viridiplantae; Streptophyta; Charophyceae; Charales; Characeae
Source: the annotation of a GenBank genome assembly
GGGCGAGAGAAGGGAACAUAAGAGGCGGUAAGACGAGAAGAGAGAGGGGAAGACGGAAGAGGAGAGAAGAGAGGAGAGAAGAAGAGCAGCGAAAUAGCUGACAGUGAGAGACGAGAAGAGAAGAGGAGAGAGAGAGUCGAGGACGGCAGAGAGGCCGAGUGCAAGCACAGUCCAAGUCGUCGAACUUAUGGAGAUAAGCAGAGCCGCGCGCAGUGUCCUGGGGGGAGCCUACCUCCGGACUAUAGGCUCGAUGAUGGCUUUCUGGUUGAUGAUGCCUCUUCUGCUCGUGACGGUGAUUAACACAGAUGGUGACAGUCACCAUGGCGGCGCCGACGGCUAUGGAGGUUCCCGCAUUUUGCUCGCUGCUGCCUCUCCAACUGAGUCGAGGAGCUUUUCCGGGAGGAACCUGGCGAUGGGCCGGACAGGAGGAGGAGGGGGAGGAGAACAAGUGUUGGCAGCAAGAGACUCCAUGCACGAGUCGACAGCUGAGGGCGCUCAAGCAUGGUCAGGAUCAUACUCCGAGCACGCCGCCCCUCUCCAUCGGCGGCGUUCUUCGAACCGUCGGCUGGCUGCGUCAACGUCGACUCUCCGUGGCGGAGGAGGAAGCUUCCAUGAAGGUGCUCGACGAGGGCGUGCUCUUCAAACCACCACAGCGAACUGGGUGACUGCUCACAACGCAGCGAGGACUAGUGUCGGUGUGCCUGGACUCAGCUGGAACAACACAGUGGCGUCUUCUGCAGAUAGUUGGGCCAGCACGCUCGCUGCCACUUGCCAGAUGUACCACGCCUCAAACACCGGCUACGGGGAGAAUCUGUACAUGGCCUGGAGUUCGGGAGCUAUUAGCAUCACGGCAUCAGGUGUUGUGGGCGCUUGGGUGUCUGAGAAGGCCUAUUACAACUACGCGACCAACACCUGUGCGGCCGGUAAGGUGUGCGGUCACUACACCCAGGUCGUCUGGAAGAACACCAAAUUCGUCGGGUGUGCUAUCAAGUCCUGCAAGUAUGGGUCGUAUAACGCACAGAUCGCCGUCUGCCGGUACAGCCCACCUGGCAACUAUGUAGGCCAAAAGCCCUACUGACCGUCCGGUUUACUCUCAGACUGAUUACAGUGAGAGAGUACGCACACACGGAGCUUGUUCUCGAUGCAUCUGACCACAAUUACGGCAAGGGUGAGGGAUGAAUCGGACUGCAAUCACGUCCAGAGCUUUGUGGAGAAAGUCUGUACUGUGAGCAUGCCCUGAGUUUGCAUCUCUGUUCGGAGGAUCAAGUAGUUCUCAGACUGAGCGUCAGUCUGACAGUCAGUCAGUUCUGCUUGAAAAGCAUAGUUGUCGUAGCCUCGCGCAGACACUUUUUUACUUUUUUUUCUCCUGGACGGAAUUGCGGCCAGAUGCAUGCCGGUCCGGCCGUACAUUCGGUCAGGUACUUUCAAGAUACUGCUGGUGUGAGUACACUGCGUAGCCUCACUCAUCAGACGCGUAGGCCUGUCCUUCAGGAAUGAUGAACUUGUUAGUCAGUUAGUUACGGCGGUUGCGCACAUUAGACUGCUUCUGGUAAUUGGAAAUUUUAUGUCGGUAAUUAAUUACACUCAUGAUCUAUUAGACGGCACGUGAGUGUGUACUAAACGACCACGUGGCAGAGAUAGCUAUCGUUGAUCCGUUUUUUUUUUUCUUUCCCAAUCAGAUCUGUUAUUCCCUAUGUACCACUCCUCCCCCCCCCCCCCCCCCCCCCCCCCCCCCGCCCACCACUAAUUUUUGUUAUCCUUUGUUUUUUCCCCUUCAGUUUUGUGUCCUUAAUUUAGUUCAAGCGAUGGUGUAUUAUUAUGACCUGUUUCCGAGCGAGGUCUAUGCGCAUCGAGAUUCUGUUUUUUUUUUUUUUUUAAUACCGUAUUGAGAUUUUGCUCUCCACUAUUUCCCUAUUUUUUUUACCCUUUCUGCAGUUAUUUCACCGUGUGCUGCGGCGAUCCCGGCGGCAUUGGUUCUAGUUGCGCGGUAGCUCCCCAGUUUUUUCGCGGUGUGCUGACGCGAUCCCGGCGGCAUUGGUUCCACUUGCACGAUGGUCCCCACCGCCGCGUUUGGCCGUGGCUUUGUCCAAAACGGCCCUUGUAGGGGCUCAAUUCGUGGUAGAGGUUUUCCAAAUUGGUGGUAAGAAUAUUCGAAUUUGGAGUGGCGCCAAUUCGAUUUCGCCCAAUGGAAUUUGGAAUGGCGGCAAUUCGAUUUGGCCCACUGGAAUUUGGAAUGGCGCCAAUCCAUUUGAAAUGGCGCCAAUCGAUCGGGCCCAAUGGAAUUUCCAAUGGCGCCAAUCGAUUGGGCACAAUGGAGUUUGCAAUGGCGCCGAUGGAUUGGUGCCAAACGAAUGGAAGCCUCUUCAUCGGGCAGGAGCUCGAGAACCGCGCAACGAAAGAGGACAAGGAAAUUCAGCAAGCAAAUAUUAGAGGAGAGAGAUGUCGUCGGGACGUCUGUUUGUAUUAGGGGAGUUUUUUUUUUUUUUUUUUUUUUUUUUUUUUUUUUUUUUUUUUUUUUUUUUUUUUUUUGAGGCAAUUUCUUCAUGGCUUAGGGGAACUGAUUCCGCGUUUAUGCGAACUUGGAACUUGUACAGCGAAAUGGAUUUUUUUUUCUUUUUUAUUUUUUUUACUAGGGAAAUGAAUUAUUCUGUUAUCC